Messenger RNA from Stegodyphus dumicola, 10409 nucleotides. Its product is annotated as disintegrin and metalloproteinase domain-containing protein 10-like. NCBI's taxonomy places the organism in Eukaryota, Metazoa, Arthropoda, Arachnida, Araneae, Eresidae. Gene Ontology annotation, biological process: membrane protein ectodomain proteolysis; Notch signaling pathway. Gene Ontology annotation, cellular component: plasma membrane. The record is from RefSeq and is a predicted model, not a curated record. Gene Ontology annotation, molecular function: metalloendopeptidase activity.
AUGAGUCGACGGAUGCACCACGAAGAGGAAGUGUUCAAACCUCGUCUUCUUUUAUCACCCUCACCGGCCCACGGUGGUUACUGGGGUUCGUUCCCAAGAGAACAUUCUCUUGGCGAAGAAAAUUCAUCAGUGCAUGGAGUUCUACUUGAUUCCGGUCUUUUUGAUGGCACUAUACGAAUUGAUGAUGAAGAAUAUUACGUCGAGCCAGCCAAAAACUAUUUUUCUCCGCUCCAACAUUUUCAUUCAGUGGUUUACAAACUGUCCGAUGUGCAUUUUCCCGAAACGAAUAGGACAUGUAUGCCUUCUGUAGGAAAAAUUCGACAUCGUAAACGUUCUAAAUUUGUUUCUAGUUUGAGAAAAUCCGAUAAUGCUCAGUUGAAUCUCGUAGAACAAGAACUUCUAAAAUCCACAGAAUAUUCUGUAAAUAAAUACCAUGUAAAAAAAUUGUACUGGAAAAACAAAUUACGAAAGAAUUCUAAGAGUAGACGGCAUAGUAAACAUCAUAAUAGAAACCAUUUAAAAAUUACCUCUCAACAUGCCUUUCAGAAUAUAGAAAACGAUGUGUAUGAUUCUAUGCACCAUAAUUCAAUUAUGUCUAAAAGCUCCAAAGAAAAUUUGAAAUCCUGGUUAUCUCAUAAAUCUUUCCAUAAUUCAGUGUACAACUCAAGUGCCAACAAUGACAACUCAUCAUCAUCUUACUUGAACGCAGAAUCAUCAUCAACCUUCCCUUGGGACAUCAGCCAGAGAGCAGAUCUUACGGAAAUAACGUCUAUUUCGACAAUGACUGCGGAUUAUGACCAUGCCACGUUUUUCAAUCUGAGUGUCACUCCUACAGAGACCGUUGCAGAAACGGCAAGUGUGCCAUCUGAACCUGAGCUGUCUGUAGAAGACAAGCGCAAUGUACCAUAUUGGCGAGAGCUGGAUGCUUUGCAUUACACUGAAGAUGGAAGGACUGGGAGUUCAGAACCAUAUGGUGUACGAUCCAUACAACGAACGCAGUGGUCAGAAGAUCGAGGACAAAGGCAUGUUGCUGUUGACCGUAGGAAGAGCACCUGUCUGCUCUAUCUCCAAGCAGACCAUCUUUUUUAUCAAAGAAUGGGAAGUGAAGAAGCAUGUAUCGAUGCUAUGACGAGACAUGUUCAACGAGUGAAUAGCAUAUAUAGGACAACUGAUUUUGACCAAGACGGGCGUCCAGAUAACAUCUCUUUUCUGAUCAAGAGGAUAAAAGUUCAUACGAAACCUGAUGAUCCAGAAUAUAGAUUCGUAGGCAGUUACGGUGUUGAGAAAUUCCUGGAACUUUUUUCUGAAGAUGAUUAUGACGCUUUUUGCCUCGCAUACAUGUUCACUUACCGAGAUUUUGAAGGUGGAACAUUGGGUCUUGCUUGGACAGGAGAUCUGAAGAACGCUGGAGGAGUGUGCGAAAAGAAUGGUCACUACAGAGGCAGCUUAAAAAGUUUAAACACUGGCAUCAUAACACUAUUGAACUACGGCAAGCAUGUACCACCAGUUGUGUCUCAUGUUACAUUGGCUCAUGAGAUUGGACAUAACUUUGGAUCACCUCAUGAUCCAGAGGAUGAUCUUCACUGCACUCCAGGGGGAGAUCAUGGCAACUAUAUAAUGUUUGCUCGUGCAACAUCUGGUGAUAAGAAGAAUAACAACAAGUUUUCACCUUGUAGUUUACGGAGCAUCAAUGCGGUCCUAAAUACGAAAGCCCGUAGUGUAAAAGGUUGUUUUACGGAGCCAUUGGAUGCUGUGUGUGGAAAUGAAGUAGUAGAAGGGGCUGAAGAAUGUGAUUGUGGUUGGGAGGAGGAUUGCCAUGAACCUUGUUGUUUUCCAAUGAGGGUUAACCCUCCACAGGAUCAGCCACCGUGCAGACUUCGUCCAGCAGCAUUUUGCAGCCCUAGCCAAGGACCUUGUUGUUCUCAAGACUGUCGUUUAAAGUAUGGUGUUCUGUGCAGAGAAGAUAAUGGUUGUCGGACUGCAAGCUACUGUGAUGGACAAGGACCUUUGUGUCCUCCCUCUACAAAAAAACCUAAUAAGACUGUAUGUAGUGAAGAAUUUGUGUGCUACAAUGGGGAAUGCACUGGUUCUAUAUGUAUGGCAUAUGGCUUAGAAUCCUGUCAGUGUGUAAGAGGUUAUCAUGAUCCUCUUGUCCGCUCUUGCGAAUUGUGUUGCAAAAUUCCUGGGGAUGAGCUAAGUUGCAAAUCCUCAUUUGAAUGGAAUUUACCCCCUUAUGAUGUGCCAGAUUUAUAUGCAAAACCUGGAGCUCCUUGUGACAAUUAUAAUGGUUACUGUGAUGUUCACCAAUCUUGUAGAGAAAUUGAUCCAUCAGGACCUUUAGCUACUCUUCGCAAUUUGCUGAUGUCACCCGAGGGAGUAGCAAUUUUGAAAAAAUGGAUUGCUGAAAAGUGGUGGAGUAUGCUUCUGCUAUUUUUGGGUGCAGCAAUAACUGUGGUGUUAUCAGUGAGAUUACUGACACGGAGAAAUGCAAAAAGUUUCCUAUCUACAAUAUUACCUGGCCAAACAGACUUUCGUAUAUGCAACAUUCGAUCGUCUUCUCGAUCACAUCCAUCUUGUCUUGUAACGUCUCCAUCGGGUAAUUCCGGCCACAUACCAUUGAGCAAGAAUAAUAGAAUCUCGCGACCACGCAUCAGCGCAGCUCCUGAGAAUGGUUGGGUUUGAUUUGAACUUCACAGGAGAAAACUGAUAUUUUGAAAUUGUGUCAAAUAUUAUUCAUAUUGGGACUCAAAAAAUGAAUGAAGCUAUUUUCUUUGGAUAAGUAUUACAAUUGACUGUUAUGCUGGUGAAAGGCUGUGAGUGAAUCUAAAUAAAGUCAGCAGUAUUGAAUUUGAAACAUUUUGAGGAACAGGAUUCUCAGUGCCAUAAAUAGAUAGUUUUGCAUAAUGAAGAAAAUAUAGAAGAAUAGCAGAAAGCAGUGCAUUUUGAAAUUCAGAAAUUCAUUUUUAAGCUUGUUAAUGCAUUUAAAAUCAGGCAGCAUCAUUAAAGCUUUACAGUAAAUCAACACCUGUUUUGCAGUCCUAGUAGUUCUUUAUAACUAAAUGAGAGAUUCUUUUAAAGCCUUAUACAUAAAAUUGUGUCCAUGCAAAAUAAACAAGCUAAAAGAAAAGUGAUGAUUUAAAGUGAUUUUGAAGCUCAACAUUUGUGUGCAAUUAUUCUUUUUUAAUCAUAACAAAAAAUUUAAAUAAAAAUAAAAUUAAGUUUUUAAGCUUCUCUUAAAUUUGAGACAUAUAUAGAUGAGCUUGUUUUAUUCAGUUACGUAAUAAUCUAUUAUUGUUAGUCCUUCAUCAUUCUCAGAUCUCAGAUAAUUGACAAUAAAAUUUAUGAAGGAAAGAUAAAUGUUUUAAUAUUAUUCUAUAUAAAAAUCACCAGAUAUUGUUUAUAUAAAUGACGGGGGAUUUAUUAUUAUUUUCUGUUAUCUAACAGUUGUGAUUAGUUGUUAUCAAUAAUAAUGCUAUAUUUAGGUAUUAGUUUAUAAUCACUUAACUUUAUUAUUUAGGUAGUUUUGAUAAAUGGAAAUGUUAAUUUAUUUCUGAAUGUUUGUUUUUGAAUGUUUAUUAAUUUAUGUUUAUGAAUUCUUACUUUAUUCACUAUGUUUAUGAGCUUAUGUUUAUUCGUAUUGUUAUAUUCCUAACGUAGUUUAGUGAAUCAACAUAUUAUGUCAUUUUUCAUUGUCAUAUAAUAUGUGAUAUUUAGUUUUAUUUGUAUUGAUUAUUUAAAACAUGAAAGUAAAAAAAACAUGAAACAUGAAAGAAAAAAAAAAUGAAAGUAUUAUCUACUAGAAUUUUUACCUUUCUUUACUGGAAAUUUUGCUUGGUUAGAUUAUAUUUAAAUAUUGCUGAUUAGGUAAUUAUGGGAAUUGUGAUACUUUAUUAUUCGCACAUUUAAUUAUAAAAUUAUUAUUGUUGGUGCUAGGAACAUAAGUUAUGCAUUGUGCAAUUGUUUGAUUGAGAAUAUUCUAAAGGCAAAAAUAUUAAGCAUGUAAUUUUUAAUAUUAUUAUCAAAUAUUAUGUGCAGUUGUAAUUUUAUAUACUAUUUUCCUUACCUUUGUUUUCUCCUAAUUGACAUUAUUUGAAUUUAUGAGAAAAGAAAAAUAUCUUUAAUUGAAAAAAAUUAAUGUAAAAUUCAAGAUUUUUUAAAUUAAAAAUAGGAUUGUUUUUGAAACUCAUUUCUGCUUUUCUUUUUGUAUGUAAGAAUAUUCUGUUUCACUCAUUUCUAGUGAAUACAUGUAACAGAAAUAGGAAUUUUCAGGGAAACAUUCAUUAGCUAGAAGAUUUUUAAUUAUUUAUAUAUAAUUUAUUAAGUAUCUAGGUAUAUCCAAAAGCUUCUGGCCUUAUAUAUUUCUAAAAGAAAUAGACACUUUUAAAAAUUUAUUUUUCAAUAUAAUAGCUUUGUACUUUGAUCCACUUUUCACAUCAUUCGUUAAGCAACUCUGUGCACCCUAAAAAAGUGUAAUGCUAGUUUGUGGCUAAAAAUGAACAUAAAGUAUGUUCUUGAAAUGUUCCAUUGCUGUUCUUUUCACAUUACUGUCAUCAUUCAGUCUCUUUCCAUGAAGGCCAAACUUCUGAAAUUCUAGAGAACAUUUCUUUAAAAUUCAUCAGGAGAAUCCCUUGACAAUCUGAAAAGAUGGCCAUUAUCUUUUUGAUUGAUUGCAGCACCAUUGUUUUUCUUGGUGGUGCUUCACAUAGUUUUCUCCACUCUGUUGAUUGCCUCUUCAAUAAAGGAUUGUAACACAGGACCAUUGUUUCAUCACAGUCAUGAUUAACUGUAAAAAUUCAUGAUUUAAUCAUACAAAUCAUGACAAUUCAUAAAUUGUCAUGAUUUGUCUAAAUCAUAGAAGCUUUUGAGCUGCAAUAAAUGUUCACAACAAAUGAUACAUUGUUAUUUUUGAAUUCUUGAAAGAACUUGAGGCACUGAUAAUGCAGAGACUUAUCAAUGCUCAACUCUGAUGUUCAUGUGAAUGUGUUUUUGUUAGAAUGUGCAAAAUUAUCAAUCUUAUUUUAGAUUCAUCCAAUCUUUCUGCUGAUGGCUUAAUUUUUAAUCUAUCACUCAAUAUUUUCUCCUGGAUACAAAUAGUAUUUUGUAAUGCCAGUGCCUUCAAUAGUCGAACCAAAUGAAAAUCAUCAUCUAUGAAUCCCUGGGCCAUGUAAAAUUGUUUUAAUGAUUUUUUCACUAGAAAGAAGAAAGAUAAAUCACCAUGCAAUGUGGUCUAAACAUUGCUUUAUUUCCUUGACUUUCUUUUGUCAAAAAUUAAUCACAGAAUAAUACUCAGUUUUAAAUAUUUUAUAAAUAACUAUCAUGUCACUUCAUUCAGUGAGCAGUCUGAAAAGAACAUAACCAAUUUCACUAAUAUUUAAAUAUUAAUAAAUAAUUUAAAUAUUCAAAUUUAUUCAUUUAGUAUUAUCACUACGUGUAUUGUAUAGGAUUAAUUUAUUAUCAAACCAUGCUUUAUAUAUGAGGGUGGAAUCUUUUGGAUCUGCAUACAUAAUUCACUUGUAAUUGAAUAAAAAUAUUCAACUUAACAUUUUCUCACACAUUGGUUCCAUGUAAGUGGGAUUUCAGAUUUUUAAUUUUUUAGUCAUCCUAGAUACAGAAAUGUGCAUAGUUCUUUGUAUAUUAUGAUCUCUAUAUGAAAUAAAGUGAACUGUAAAUGAAUAUAAGAAUUUAGAUUAUAAAAUUCUUAAAGACAUGUUAUGUAAAUGAUUAUAAGACUAUAGAUUAUAAAAUUCUUAUAAAUUCUUUAUUGAGAGCAAAUUGAAUAAACAAAAGAUUCUGAUUAAUUGAAAGAUUUUCUUCCCUGAAAACACUUUUUUGUGGCUAAAAAUGAAAUUGAUCUAUUUACAACUAUUAAUUCAUCUAAGUCUAAUAUUUUAAAAUGUCAAAAGAACCUAUAUGAUGAUCUUUUCAAUGAUUUUAGUAAUGAAGAUAACGACCAUAGGGGCUUAUUUUUUUUUCAUUUGCUUAUUUCCAUCAUAGAAAUUUUCUUGAUUGAAAAGCAUUUACUUACUGUCUGAUACAUCUUAUUUCAAUUUUUGGUGCUAUUUUGUCCCUUUUUCCACCUGUUUUUUUUUUUUUUUUUUUUUCCUUUGUUAUUUAGCUGCAACAUAAGAUUAUGUAGCUAAGAUUCAUGAAAGCUAAAGAACGACAUUUAAAUCUAUUAUUUUUUCCUGCCUUUUCACAUCCAUGGUAUCUGAUUGUGUUCAUGGAAGGAGUGACCUUACCAUUUGCUGAAUACCUUUUUUUGAGUUCUGUGCAAAUUGUAUUUUAUAUCUGUAGUAUUUCAUGCAGGCAAAUAUUACUUAAAAGUUUUCCAUAUGAUGUAGCUAUCAUUCAUCCAUUUACUUUGCAAUCUUAUCCACCACUCCAAAGGCAAGCUUAUGUAUAUGUAACAGAAAAUGUAUGACAGCAUUAUAUAACUUAUUCAAGAAGUUAGAAAAAAUAAAAUGCCAUUAGAAUAGUUUCAAUAUACCUCUUUAUUCUGGAGAUAUGUGACUUCAAAGUAUUAUGAUGUAAUUUCUGGCUGAGUAAAUGGAGGCUCACUGAAGAUUUAUUCUCAAUUAUAUUCUUUUUGUCUGCAGAUCAUCAUACUUGAAACACAUCUGUUUCUUCUUAUUUGGCCAUAUGAAAUCAGUUAUCUACCAGGAGCUUUUAGAGAGGACCUCAUUGUGUGCAUUCAGUUAGCCUUUAAUAAACCUGGAAGACACUAGGUAUUUCAGAAUGUGUUAGAAUGCAAUAAUCUGAAGAUGCAGUGCUUUUUACAUCGAUGUCAAUAGUUGGCAGUUUUAGUACUAACUAUGAAGUACAUCAUGCUGGACACUGUGUUGACAUACACAUGUAUGAGCUUUCAUCUGCAUUACUCAGUAAUGUACUAUAAUAAUGUAAUGGUUUGGAUUUUCCUCUGCGUAUAAAAAAGAAUGUACCAUGAUUAAUAAUUUGAUAAUGUAGGCAUCAUUUUAUUAAACAUUUACUUGCAUGAAUUAUAUUUACUUAACACCUGGCAUGCAUUUGAAUCUCAGGCACAGUUACUGAGAGAAACGAUUAGUAUUUCCUGGUGCCCAUUAUAUGUUUAUUCUGUACCUAUGUGGCUUGUUUUACUUAUCAAGUACUGUCACUUUUGCAGGCAUUAGUUUGCAUUGAAUGCUAUUACUGCAUCGUGGUAUCUGUUAGUUUGCAUAGUGAUAUCGUAGGAAUUUUAGAUUGCCUUAUCUCAUGAAUGAAGUGGUGCAGCAAAACUAUUGUAACAGCAUUUUAUUUCUGAAUAUUACUCUAAAAAUCAGAGUUGAGUAUUGCUAUUAAUAGUCAGUGACUUUAUGUGGCUAGUUUCUAUAUACUGAAUGGCAGUAUACUGGAAAAAUGUUUCUAUAAUUAUAAAAAUACAGUUUUGAAGGUGAAACAUUUUCAGAAUUAUUUGUUUACAGUUCAUUUGAAUGAAUGUAUGAAGUAAACCACGAAGAUGUAUUUAAAGUGCUUUUAUUAUCAAAAGAUUAUUAUGUAUUUUAUUAUGAUAUAAAACAAUAUUUCAUAAUGGUAAGUUAUUAUAUUAUAGUGAUAGCAUGUAAGUAGAAUUUUAAACAAUCAGAAAGAUACUCUUCAAAAUUUGAGCUUUCUGGUGAGACAUAGUCAGGAUCUAAGAUCUGUGGAAUGUGCAUUAUUCAAAUAACAAUUUUAUGAAUUUUUUCGUUUAAACGAAAUUAAGUUUGAAUUUUUGGAAAUGUGAUUUGUUUGAGAUAAUAAUUUAAUGAAUAUUUUUUGAAGAUAAAUAAACCUUGUCAUAAACCCAUUGCUUAUAAAUGUUCUAUGCAGUUGAUGUAAGCUAUGAUAUUUAAGAGCACUGUCUUCCAUAGAUAGUGAUUGAAUGAAUAAGAUAUUAAAUUUUUUAUGGAUAAAAUGUGCCUAAGAUAUUAUACAUUGAAUAAUAUUCAAAAGAUUCAGUAAGAAGAAAGAAUUGCCUGUGCUUUUACUAUAAAAUUUUAUUUUUCAUAAAAUAACAUAUAUUCAGUCAAUGAAGGCUGAUAAAAAUAUGUCAGAUAUUCAUUUAUCUAAAUUAUUUCAAAUCUUAGUACAAUGUUGUAUCUCUAAUUUUUGGAUUCUUGAAAUUGUGACUUACUAAUUAUCUAUUAAGGCCUUUCCAAAGCUGCAUUAUGGCAAGGCUCUUAUUUUGUUAAAAAUUGAAAUUUAUGCAUUGUGCCAAAGAAUUUAACUGUAUUAGAUAAUUGUGUAUUCUGCACUAAAUAUGUUUAUAUGUUUCACACAUUUUGAUUUAUAUCUUUAUUUCUAUUGAAAUAAUUCUAUUUCAAGGUGUCUAAUGCUGCUGUGGUAUAGUUAAACACUGUGGUGUCAUAUUGAAGGUUUUAAUGGUUAUAAAGAAAAUUUUGUCUUAUUUCAAAGCCAUUAACAAAAUUAUGUGAACAUGUUUAUAUUUAGUGUAAAUAUAGUUUUUCAGAAUUUAGUUUCAAUUUCCUGAGAAAUGCAAGGUGCUUACAUUUAUAUUUUUAAAAAUAAUUUUCUUUAAUCAUAAGAAAUGAUUGAUUUGAACAUUUUGCAAUUCCUGGAGUUUUUUUUUUUUUUUUUAUUAUUUAUUUACUAUAUUAUUAUUUAAUUUUUUAGUUAUUUGUUUUCUUCAUGGUUUUAAGAAAAUAUUUACAAAAUCGCACUUUUUUUGGAUUUCCUUAGGUUAAAAUCUGUCUUUAAAGAAUAUAAUGUUUAAUUUAACAUUUAAAUCAAGUAGGAUUGUUAAAAUAGUUCUUCUAAACUGCAUGGAAAGUAAGUGCUUCACUGACAAUUGUUUUAUCUAUUAGAUAAAAAAUGAACUUCUACUCUAAACACUGUUUAUAUUUUCAUGUUUAUUGAAAGAAAUACCCUCAUAACAAGCAUGUAAUUCAAGCUUAUGUAAUUUACUACUGUACCCUGCAUAAAAUUUUGUUCACUCAUCUUGUGUAGUUUAGAGAAGACAACUUUACUGGUGGUUAUUCCAGAGUCUUAAUGCAUAAUUAUAUAUGCCCUUGCACAAACAUUACUACUUAUGCAGUUUUUACUUUUAUGUAUAUAUUACAUUAGAGGAGUUGAAGUUAUUUCCCCCCUUGAUGUAAUUAAUUGUGCAAUUUAAUGCAUUUAUAGACCAUGUCUCUGCUGUGAUAUAAUUCUAGUCAUUUUUCUAUAUUGUUGUUAUGUAUUAACGCAUAUUUUACUGUGUUUGGUUUUAAAUACACCAAAAAUAUGCUGUUUUAUUCAGAUUAUUGUUUUUUGUUAUUGUUGUUAUUUCCUGUGCUUACAUACCAGUAAUAUGGGCAGUAUAACAAAAAAAUUGCUAAAGUGAAUAAGAAAUAACAUUUAAAAUUAAUUGACAGUAAAAUCUCUUAAUAUCUAAUUUCAUUCCAUUAUCUGUAAAAUAUGGUAAAGUGGAGAGGAACUUAAUAGAAUCAGUAAGUAUGAUUAGCUGUUAUGUAGACAGUUUUUACAAGGAAAUUAAAUAAAACUAAUAGUAAUUGCAGUUUUUGAGUUAAAAUGGAUUAGAAGAAAUGAGUCACUGUAAAGUAGAAUGUUUUGUUGUAAAUUGUAAUUUAAUUUUAAUUUUUUGUGCAUUUUGAUUUUGCAGUCUUAAUGAUAAUUAAAAUAUAUAUAAAUAUAUAAAGCAGUUAAACAAACUCUUUACCUCAAAGAUUGUGGGGCAUAUGAUAAAAAAAGCAUGCUGAAAAUGUAACCCUUAUAACAUCUAUAGUUUGAAUCCAAUCUUGAUGGCAUGCAGUUUGCUGACUUUGACACACCUUGCAAGGAAUGCCUGCCAACUUUGAACUAUCUGUAUUUCUUUGGAGAAAACUUUAUUUAAAUUGCUCUUCUGAAAAUACACAGUAAUAAACUGCUAUUGUGCUGUAGAGAAACAAAUAAAUAUAUGUAAGUUAUAUAGAUAUUUAGUGGUAUCUGGAUAAUCUGCCAGAAUUUAAAAAGGCUGUUUUCAGAGUCCCCAUAGGAUCAGUUUUCGAAGUGAGGAAAUAAAAAUAAUGAAUAGAUAUGUAUAGAACCUUAAUAUUUAUCUAUUUAUUCAUGUAUGAGGUUUAUUCAUUUACAUUUUAUUUAAUGACUUCAUAUUGACAAAGAAUGCAGGAAAGUAUGUAUUCUUUGUCAGUAGCAACUAACUUAAUAAGGAACUUAUUGAAAAAUGUGACAAGAAUUUUGCAAAGUUCUGAAAAUUAUCCUUUUGUAGGAAGAAGCUUGAUAUUUUAGGUUUACAUUAUGCAGGUGCUGUAUAUUUCAUGUGGUAAUCAAUAUGCUGAUUAUAAAUUAAACAUUAAAAAAAAAAAAAAAUCUGAAACCUUUCGGAUUUUAAAUUAUGUCCAAAGGGGCGUUUUUAUAACAUUUUGUGUGUUACCUUUAUUUAUUAACUAUCAUGUUCU